Molecule: messenger RNA, 1182 nt
Organism: Nymphaea colorata (pocket water lily)
Lineage: Eukaryota; Viridiplantae; Streptophyta; Magnoliopsida; Nymphaeales; Nymphaeaceae
Product: MADS-box protein AeAP3-2-like
Exons: 7
Coding region: 338-961 (207 amino acids)
Biological process (GO): regulation of transcription by RNA polymerase II
Cellular component (GO): nucleus
Molecular function (GO): protein dimerization activity; RNA polymerase II cis-regulatory region sequence-specific DNA binding; DNA-binding transcription factor activity, RNA polymerase II-specific
Source: RefSeq, a predicted model, not a curated record
UGUCCAUCUCAAAAAAGUGCAGGGCUCUCUAUUCUCCCCUCCCAAAAAUGGGACAAGAGCACAGUUACCCAUCCACACCACCUUUUCCUUUUUCCCUUCUUGGUAUUGCCGGCAGACCUCAUCCGUGACUGAGAGCACCUCCCUUCAUCUCUCUCUCUCUCUCGCAGAUGUUCAAGUACCACCUUUUCCUUUUUCCCUUCUUCGUUUGCCGGCCGGCUGAGCUCCUUAAAUUCAUGACUGAGAGCAACUCCGCCAAGACCACAUUCAUCUCUCUCUUUCUCUCUAUCUCUCUUUCUCUCUCUCUUUCUUCUGCUCAUCACCGCGUUUCAAAAUUGCGAUGGAGAGCGGGAGCGCCACCAAGCGGCGGGGCUGGUUGCUGACGAAGGCCCGUGAGCUCGCCCUUCGCAACGAUGACCAGGUCGGACACAUCAUCUUUUCCAGCAGCGGGCAGAUGUUCCAGUACUGCAGUCCCAACUCCAGCAUGCUCCAGAUUAUUGAUAGAUUCAAGAAAGCAUCAAGCACUCAAAUUCAGGAAGACGAUGAUAAACAGAUUCCUGACCAUUGCCAGCAGAUAUACCGUGAGAUGACGAGAAUGAAGAAUGAGAAUGACAAGCUGCAAGCAACCAUUCGACAGUUAACUGGGGAGGAUCUCACCACUCUCACCAAAACCGAUAUGAAAAACCUUCAGAAGCGACUGGAAGUUUCUCUAGAUCGAGUUCGCUCAAGAGAGAUCGAGUUGCUCCAAGAAGGGAGAAUUGCGGAGGCAGUGGCGGGCAUUUUGGAAGCAAAAUUCUCGAGAGCGAGAGAGAAAGAAACAGAAAAAACAGAGCAAUCCAGAGACCUGCUUCAGCUUUCUCCUCCUUUCUCCAACGGGCUUCAACCCACUCAGCCAAACCUGGAAGAUCCAAACCUCCAUCACCAUGCAUGCAGCUCCGGUAAUCUGAAAAAACCGAGAACAUAAAGGCUGUCUUGCUGAUGAUGAAAUGUCUGGAAUGAUGCUGUGAAGAGCCUAUUCCAGUCCAAAGGAGUAAUGCCCACGACAAUCAAUCUUUCAUCGGCCCACCAACUCAACCAGCUACACCGCUUCUCGGGUUAAACCAUUAUGAUUUUUGUGGCAUUACCAUGAUGAUAUUACUGCAACAUUAACUUUUUUAAUGUAAUCUUAUAAUUUUUACUUUUCUA